Messenger RNA from Notodromas monacha, 1368 nucleotides. The record is from the annotation of a GenBank genome assembly. Lineage: Eukaryota; Metazoa; Arthropoda; Ostracoda; Podocopida; Cyprididae.
AUGGGUGGCAUCAAAAGCCGGAAUGUUUCUGUGGAAAACCGAAGAAUCUUUUCGUCCUUGGAACGACUAGAAGAACUAGAACUCAGAGGAAGUCCCGGCUUAUCCCAAACCAUUAUCGAAAGUGAGGAAAUGUUGAAAGACCUGAGCAACGUGAGAUCCUUGGACUUGUCCAACAAUGGUCUUAAAUUCAUUGGCACUGCUUCCUUCUUCGAGCUUCUGGGGAAUCUUGAGUCACUGGACUUGAGAAGAAAUGAAUGGGCCUGUGAAAAUGAGUCUAUUUUGGUUUUGGCCAAGGAACUGAGUGGAAAUCAAAAGCACAAGUUUUUGCAGCCGAUGAACAUCAAGUGCUCUUCUCCGGUUGAGAUGGAAUCAAAGCCCGUGGCGAAACUCGCGGAGGAAGCGACUCAGGAGACCUCUUCGAUCUCUGCUGUUUCUAUUAGCUCUUUGAUCAUGUCGAAGCGAGCGGAGAACCCUGACGAUGGCGAGCUGCUGCUUCUGCUGGGCACCAGCAGAAACCCGAACCCUGAUCCUCAUCCGAGCCCGGAGAUCGAAACCAAGGUUCCGUUUUCCCCGUCGCUGACGAGAGCCGCCGCUUCGCAGAAACUGACGGAGACAUUCGGGAGAGGCAAUGCGUUAACGAGGCCCGAGAAAUUGGCAGGUCCUCUGUCCCCGGAUUCCUUGUUCAGCGCCCGGGAAAUGCCGGCCAACGAUUUGGCACUCGCAGUCGUGUUGUCGUGUUUCUGCGGACUGUUUCUCAUUUUCGCAGUCGUGCUGGUGUUUCUGAAGAAGUCGGGGUCCCGGAUGGAUCGGGAUGGUGCCAAGCAAGCCAUUUUGGCAGCUCCAGGUGAUUACGAAAGUCAGAACUCGGAAGCAGAUCUCCGGACUCAGUUCCGGUUCAGCAGCAUCAGCAGCAGUCCCGAAGAAUACACCACCAUCACCAACAAACUAACCAAUUCAGAUCUGCUGACUCAACAAACAACAUUGCUGACCCAACAAAACCCGCAGCAGCAACAUCAAAACCCGCACAAGGCCUUCCGUCUGUUCGUGGACUGCUGUCCGACAUUCUCGUACGUCGACGACGACGACUUCGACGACGACGGAUCGUCGACAGACUCGGAUGACGAGACUCCUAUCGGCGAAGCGGGGCCUGCGACGGUGUCAGCUCUCUGCGACGCUGUCGACUCUGGCAGAGGCUACACGACGACGACGACGACGACGUCAAUGUCGUCAUCCAAACCGCGUCGCCUCAAGUCCACCACGUCCUUUUACAGCCUCAGGGCCACGUCAGCCACAGCUGCGCUUUUGAACUCGACAGUGUCGAGUCCUCCUCUCAUUGACCAUGACGACGUCUCGACACACAGCUGCUGA